UGCACCAUGUCUGUCUUUAUUAUUUGAACAAAUUAUUUAUUUGAGGGAAGACUGCUGUUUUUACAUUUGAGCUGAGUUUGAAAUGCAGUCUAAACCUCCCCUGCUGUAAUUAGUGAGAAGUAGUCAUUUGGGAAGCUUUUCUUUUCACUGAUGGCUCUACUCAUAAUCACCAGCAUGGUGUUGUGUGUGCGACCAGGAGGAGCUUCAAGUCUUUCUAAGGGGAGGAGAGAGGGUGAUAUCUCCACACAGCAUCACAGCGAUGUGGACAUCCGCUGAGGAGGGCUGCUUUUCACAGCUGCAGAUGUUUUUGACAAAAAGCAUGGGGCAGAUAGAGGCUUCCAGCUCGGCUCCGUUUGUCUUUGAUCGCUGACUAACAGCCAGAUCCAGUGAUAGCUGAAAGAAUGUUACAAGUCUUUCCAGAGCAGAGAGGUUUGAGCACUUCCUUAUAACUCGAGCGGACCUUUGUGGAGAGGAACUGUAAAGGACUGAGUAGACCACAAGUUGGCUGUUAUCCUGCACCUUAUGUUCUGGGACUGGAAUUAAACAAACAUGGAGUCAAACAGCUGCACCACAGCGAAAGUGGAGGACUGUGUUAACGAAAAGGCCAUGCAGACCCCACUGGCCGUGCUCUACUCUCUAAUCUUCGUCGUGGGCCUGGUUGGGAAUAUUUGGGCUCUCUGGGUUUUCUUUUGCGUCCACUCCAAGAAAAACUCAGUGCACGUGUUCCUUUUAAACGUCGCCUGCGCAGAUCUGUUGCUGAUCUUUUGCCUGCCGUUCAGGAUCUUCUAUCACAGCAACGCCAACACCUGGACGCUGGGUCCUAUGUUGUGCAGUUUAGUGGGCAGCCUGUUCUACAUGAACAUGUACACCAGCAUCAUUCUGCUGGGGCUGAUCAGCGUGGAUCGUUACUUGAAGAUGCACGGGGGAGCCAGGAGGCGCAGGCUGCUGUCUGCAAAGUGGAGCUUCUUCCUUUGUGCUGUGGUCUGGACUGUGGCGUUCAUGCUUUUUUUGCCAUACAUGAUCAAUCACCCAAAGUCAGGCAGAUGUUUCCACUACAAAGACCUGAGUAAAGAAAAGUGGAAGGCCUACAUCAACAUCUGUGGGCUGCUCACCUUCUGGUUUGUGUUCAUCUCUCUAAUGGUGUCCUACGUAAAGAUUGCCCUGAAACUUCUAAGAAGAUCUCAAGAGAAUCCAGACCUCCCCAAUUCACACAGUUUUUUCCAGAAUGCCCGGAAGUCCUUCUUCAUCUUCUUCGUCUUCACCAUCUGCUUCUUGCCCUACCACAUAGUUAGGCCUUUCUACAUAGCAACGCAGAUCCAACCAACGUCCCUUUUCUGGAGGGACGUGGCGAACAAAACCAACGAGCUGACUUUGGUCCUCAGUGCCCUGAACAGCUGCCUGGACCCCAUCAUGUACUACCUGCUGUCCUCCUCGGUGAGGAAGGAGGUGCUGGACUUGGUGAGCAGAGCCUUUUGUCUGCCACGUGUUCCUGAAGCCUGUGCAACCAGCAAUGGUACUGAUAUGGACGGUAGGAGGACCACAUCAAACCAAACGACGUCAGUGACUGUAGAUGUCAAUGAAAUGCUCUCUAAGUGAAGACAGCCUGAGUAGUGAAGAUUGUGGCCAUGUGAUGGUAAAGCGUGUAUUUGACACCUUCUGAUUUAUCUAGGGCGGGGUUGAUAAAAUCGAUAUGAAUCAAUCUAAGCUUGAUAGAUCAAUAAUCGAUCUAUAAAAGUAGAGCUCAAUCUAAUUCACGUGUCCAAGUCAAUUAUAUUCAGCCCUCCAGAUCAUUUUAUAUUAUUAUUAACAGUCUUAUAUAUAAUUGAUAUAAUUUAUGAAAAGCAAAAUCUUUUGGGAUAUUUAUAAGUUUCAUUUUUUAUAUAAAAUGGCAUACAAGUAAAGAUUUAU
This is a messenger RNA of Oryzias melastigma (Indian medaka), 1908 nucleotides long. RefSeq names its product G protein-coupled receptor 34b (gene gpr34b). NCBI's taxonomy places the organism in Eukaryota, Metazoa, Chordata, Actinopteri, Beloniformes, Adrianichthyidae. Gene Ontology annotation, biological process: G protein-coupled receptor signaling pathway. Gene Ontology annotation, molecular function: G protein-coupled purinergic nucleotide receptor activity. The record is from RefSeq and is a predicted model, not a curated record. The coding region runs from base 550 to 1596 and encodes 348 amino acids. The transcript has 3 exons. Gene Ontology annotation, cellular component: membrane.